AUGCAGAGGAUCAGUUUCCAGGCCUCUUGGAUCGCCGAAGGUUGUAUGAACAUCACUACUCUUGAUGCAUUCGAAGGCAAUGUUUCGAAAUCGGCGUUAGACGAUGCCAUGAAGGCGUGUAAUCAAUCUCUUGGUAACGGUUGGCCGUGCGCUUCUUGCACCACCAGUCUCUCGAGCCUCCAGCCUUCGAAUUUGAACGGCCGAUCAAUUGGAAACCUCUUCGAUUGCAUGGCGUACCCUUCGAUUUACGCUGCAGUGUUUAUCAAUCGUUUCGGCCCAACCGAUGAAGAUACUGCCAACUGUCUGUUUGGUUUUGAUUUUUCUGAUUUGAGCAAUUCGAAUGGUAGAGUUAGAACCAUUGUGAUUUGUGUAGUUGUGAUAGGUUGUGGGUUUGUUUUGUUUCUGGGUUGUGGUGGGUUUUGGAUUUUACAGCGAAAACGCGAGAAAAUUAGGGAGAGAAGUAAGGUUGAUCAUGAGAGAGAAACUAAUUUAGCUUUUGGAAUGAAUUCAAUCAAUGAAAGUACUACUUUAGUUAGGUACACAUUUGAGGAGACAUUUUUGAAGAUUUAUGAGAGAGUGAGAGAGUGA
Messenger RNA from Camellia sinensis, 588 nucleotides. NCBI's taxonomy places the organism in Eukaryota, Viridiplantae, Streptophyta, Magnoliopsida, Ericales, Theaceae. The record is from RefSeq and is a predicted model, not a curated record.